Messenger RNA from Bombyx mori (domestic silkworm), 1508 nucleotides. Its product is annotated as zinc carboxypeptidase. The record is from RefSeq and is a predicted model, not a curated record. Lineage: Eukaryota; Metazoa; Arthropoda; Insecta; Lepidoptera; Bombycidae. The transcript is spliced from 9 exons. Bases 86 to 1489 code for a protein of 467 amino acids. Gene Ontology annotation, molecular function: zinc ion binding; metallocarboxypeptidase activity. Gene Ontology annotation, biological process: proteolysis.
AUGGAAUAAUUGUCAAAACAAUGUCGAAUAUAUUUGGCAGCACGAAAUCUAUGUACGUCGUCAAAAUUCACUUUGUCCCCAAAAAAUGUCUUUAUUCUAUUUGAUUUCGUUUCUCCUCUUCCAUCCAAACUAUUGCGCGACCAAAAAAUACACAAACUACACACUGUAUAGAGGUGUACCAGUCAAUAAAAGUCAUUUAGAUUUCUUCAACAGCUUGAGUGAGAUGUUUGACGUUAAUUUUUGGACUCCUCCUGGCUCUUUGUACAAACCUAUAGAUUUUGUUUUGGCUCCCGGAGACAAAAAGGUUUUCCUGAAAAUGGCAGAAGAAUACGAUGUAUAUUUAUCAACGCUCAUUGCUGAUGUGCAAAGAGCAUUUGAUAUGCAAAGAGUUAAAUCGUACAUAAGAAGAAAUUUGGGUUCAUUCGAUUGGAACGACUUCUAUAGGAUUAAUGACAUCUAUAAUUGGUUGAAGGAUCUAAAAGAUAAAUAUCCUGAAUUCGUGAAAGUAGAAAGUAUUGGUACUACUUAUGAAAAACGUCCCAUUCUCGCUGUGCAUGUCACUUUGCCUGGAAGUAAAUUGAGGUCCAAAGUGAUUGUGGAAGGCGGUAUUCAUGCCAGAGAAUGGAUAGGUCCGUGUUUUGUGACGUACAUGCUUCAGCAGAUUCUCGACUCGCCGAAAUCGAAUAAUUCGAAUUUAAAAGACAUUGCGUUGACCUACGAAUGGUUCUUUGUGCCCGUUCUCAAUCCUGAUGGUUACGAGUAUACUCACACAAAUAACAGACUUUGGCGUAAGAACAGAAAUAACGAAUACGGAGUUGAUUUGAAUAGAAAUUUCGACCAUGCUUUUGGGAACAUUGUGCCCGACCGUGAAUGUUUCGACACAACGACUGUCAGAUCAGCCGUCGGAGUCAGUUUUUCCCACUACGAGGAGACGUAUUGUGGCGCGAAAGCGUUUUCCGAAAAAGAAACUAUAGCGAUGUCUAAUUUCGUGAGAAACCACAGUAACCAUCUGGAAUACUAUUUGGCCUUCCAUUCGUACGGGCAAGCCAUGAUCCUGCCUUACGCGAAUACAAGAGCUCACAUGGAAAAUUUUGAUACUGUGGCAGCCAUGGCUAAACAAGCAGCAGACCACAUAGCUCUCAGAUACAAUACCAGAUACGUGUAUGGAACAGCUUAUGACACUGUAGGUUACGUGACAUCCGGCGUCAGUGGUUGCUGGGUCAAAGAAACAUUUAGUGUUCCGUACGUCCUUACAUUUGAACUUCCCGACCGAGGGCAAUAUGGUUUCGCUCUGCCCAAUGAGAAGAUCACGCCAACAUGUAUAGAAACCAUGGAUGGUGUUUUGUCACUAUUGAAACCUCGCACGAAAAUUUACGAUAAACUAAGACACGAGCACAGGGGUUUCGAUGACGGUCAAAGGACGAAGUUUUUGGAUAAAUUGGUGAUCCUUUUUAAUGUGUGCCUGUUUGUUAUUGCUCGUUUUGAUUAAACUAUGUUUUUGUACGAAA